AUGUCCCAUUCAAAACGCAACACGGCACUAGCCUUCUUCACGUCUCAUGAACGCUCCCUCCUCCGGUCAAGUUGGGGCACUCAAUCAACCCGACUCACUCGCGACUCAUUCCUUCCCUUCGGGUAUUGUCGCCUAUGUCUUGGCUACGCGAGGACACCUGUUGCUUGCGGUGAUGGAAACAGUGGAAACCGAAAAGUCCAUCUGUUCUGCAGAGAAUGCGCGUUGAACGACCUCAUGGCACAGAGAAAGGAGAUUAAACGGCUUGAGAGGGAAGCCGAGACGAGGGAGAGGGAGGAGCGCGAGCAAAAAGCGAGAGAGGAGGAGGAGAGGAGAAGGAAGGAGCUGGAAAGGUUCGAGAGGACCGCAAUGGGUUUUGUAGACGUUGGAUCUGAGGAGAUAGGAAGAAAGAGGAAGAGGGAAGCUGAAGAGCUGCAUUCCCAUCGAAAUGAGCCGCAGGGUCAUGGUGAUGAAGGCAAUGAAAAGAACAAGAAACCAAAGUCUUCCGAAGCGAGCUUCUGGGUCCCAGGCUCUGACAGCCUCUCAGCAUCCACAACCACCUCUUCCAAAUCUAAGCAGCAAAAGCUUCAUCCGCUAUGUCCCGCCUCCACGCCAGGGGAUAAACAUAACUAUUCGCUGAAGUCGCUCAUCACGGUCGAUUUUGCAGAAACCGAGCCUGAAAAGGGUGCGGGCGCGAAGGCGGACGAGCCAACAAGGAUAUGUCCGAGCUGUAAGAAAGCCCUGACCAACACAUCGAGACCGCUGUUGGGGACGGCAGAAGAAUGCGGACAUGUUAUAUGCGGUGCCUGUGCUGACUUGUUUCUUGGGGGUACGGAUUCCAAUGGUGUGUCGUCGAAAGAGGAGAGAGGGGCCAAGGCAAGCAUCUCCUGCUAUGUCUGUGAAGCGGACCUGAGUGGUGACUCGCACAGAGCUGCAGACAGUGGCGAGAAGGAGAACAAGGAUAAGAACCAAAAGCAUAAAGGGAGAAAAGACAGCAUUCACAAAGUAGGCAGGCUGGUGGAAAUUAGCUGCGAAGGCACAGGUUUCGCUGGCGGAGGGUCGAGUGUGGCGAAGCGGGAGGGCGUGGCAUUUCAAUGUUGA
Molecule: messenger RNA, 1098 nt
Organism: Cladophialophora psammophila CBS 110553
Lineage: Eukaryota; Fungi; Ascomycota; Eurotiomycetes; Chaetothyriales; Herpotrichiellaceae
Exons: 1
Coding region: 1-1098 (365 amino acids)
Cellular component (GO): nucleus
Molecular function (GO): ubiquitin protein ligase activity
Source: RefSeq, a predicted model, not a curated record